ACCCAUAAGAAAACUGGCCUACAAGAAAAGCCAUUCAAACCCAGCUCUAUCAUCUUCUCUCUCAAUAACAUACUUGAUACAAUAAUACUCACAACAAAACCUACUUUCUCUCUUUAUCUAGCUUUUCGAUCCACUAACUCAAAAAAGACUUGUUUUGCUUUUCUUGUUUUUUGGAUUGUUGUUAGAUCAAAAAAGAAGAUGAUCCAAGAACUCUUUGGAGGUCAUGCAGCAGCCCUAAUUGGUGGAGAGAGGAAAAUCUCCAUUAAUGGAUCAACCCUUUUGGAACCCGCUCCUUCUCCUUCUCCUAAUUCACCAUCUCCAUCUUCUUCUACUACACCAACCAAUACCACUACGCGUACCACUACUGCAACUUCUUCUGAUCGGAAAGAGAGUUUGAGAUGUCCGCGAUGCGAUUCUUCCAACACAAAGUUCUGUUACUACAACAACUACAACCUCACUCAGCCUCGGCACUUCUGCAAAACUUGUCGCCGGUACUGGACCAAAGGCGGCGCCCUCAGAAAUGUUCCGAUUGGAGGUGGAUGCAGGAAGAACAAGAAUACCAAUAUCUCACCAUCAAUUUCAAAAUCAAGUUCUGGCAAGAUUAAAACUUUGGCAACGGAUUUUGGAAUUAGAUCAGCAAGCUUUGGCGGGUUUGAUUAUCACCACGAGCUCGCAUCAAAUCCGAUUUCAUUCUCUUCGUCGCAGGGUUCUCAUCAUCUUUUGAGCUUGUUAAGGCCAAACUCUAACACUAACCCUAAUUUUGUGAAGGAGGGUGGUGUAAUGAUUGGAUCUCAUCUGAUGACUGCAGAGCCUGCAGUGCUAAAUGGUCAAACCCUAAGUUUGGAUACUCUUGGUCAGGUUCCUUCUCUUGCUCUCUCUAGCCCUUAUUGGAAGACCAACAAUCAGCAACAAAAUGGGGUUAUAAGUGGUCAUCAAGCUCAAAACAACAGUACUGGACUUCAAGAGCUUUAUCAAAGGCUUAGGUCAUCAACUAGUACUGGUUAUUACAACGGUCAAUCAGUACCAGGUGUUCCAAGUAGUGUGGGAUCAUCAUCAACUUCUUCUUAUUCAUCAAUUUUUGAAUCAACUCCGGCUGCCGCUACUGGAAAUGAAUUAGGUUACUGGAGUAAUAAUCAAGCAUUUUCAUCAGCAUGGUCUGAUCUUCCAACAACAACAAAUGGUGCAUAUCCUUGAGUACCCUUAAUUUCUUUAAUCUUCUGGUGUAUUAUCUUAAUUUGUGUUUUCUUUCUCAAUGCCGUAGACUGUUAUUAAGUUGUUUCUAUAUAUUUUGGGGGUUUGGCUUUGUGGUAUAUGGUAUGGGAGUAGGAUCACCAUGUUCUUUCUGCUUUUCUUUUAAUUUUCUUGUUCAUUUUUGCAUGUGUGGUUGAAGAGUGUUAUGACUUGUGAAGAUGUACCAAUUAAUUAAGACCAAGAAGUGGUAGAAAUCCAAACUGUAUUGA
This is a messenger RNA of Tripterygium wilfordii, 1460 nucleotides long. Its product is annotated as dof zinc finger protein DOF5.3-like. Lineage: Eukaryota; Viridiplantae; Streptophyta; Magnoliopsida; Celastrales; Celastraceae. The record is from RefSeq and is a predicted model, not a curated record. Gene Ontology annotation, biological process: regulation of DNA-templated transcription. The transcript has a single exon. Gene Ontology annotation, molecular function: DNA binding; DNA-binding transcription factor activity. The coding region runs from base 199 to 1194 and encodes 331 amino acids.